AAUUAAUGAUUUUCUUAAUUAGGACCCUGAUAUACCCGAAACGCCUUCUUUGGACGAAAUUGUGAGCUUUGGCACUUUGAAGAAACUGGCGCAGGACGUAGUUGAUCAAGUGUCUCCAGACACGAAGAAGAGCGAUUCCGAUACUGUUAGCGGCAUACCCAGCAACCAAUCAACCGGCAAAUCAAACACUCACAUCGAGGAGCCUGAAGCCAUAAAUGACGGAUCGCAACCCACUAGCGAAACUAAACUUACCAGCAUUGAAAAAAUGGUCGUUGAUGUUGAAGAUGGAUUAAACGAGGCAGCGAAAACAGAUGAGAGUCGGAAGUCGGCUUUGAAAUCUAAUGAACCUAUAUUUCAAAAACGGGUGUCAUUUAAAAGAAAAUUUCGAGUUCCUAAGGAGACAGUAAGAGAAAACGAAUAUGAAGUUAUAGAAGGAGCAAGUGCAGCAAACUCAGUAGCAAAUAUUGAUAAAUCCGACCAUUCUGACAACGCUGAAAAGCCUGUCAUAGCAGAUUGCGGUGCAAUCCAGUUGGAGUCAACCGAAGUGGACACCAACUAUGCGGAUCAAAGUAUGGCGGAAAUUGCUCCGCUGGAGAAAGAUUUGGGUAGAUCUUCCAAGAUCUUCAGUGAUCAUGAGUAUGAACCGAUCAGUCCACCGCCAGAGCCGACAGUUUUACCAAGUGUGCUAGAUGAUGACGAUCCGAAGUUCGUUAUUAGUGUGGCGGAGAUCUUAGAUCGACCAGCUGAAGACAAAAAAAAAUCAUUCUUUCAAUUUGGGCGUUUCCGGAAGGACAGUGCUUCAUCCUCAAAUAACAGACAUGUUGCUCCUGAAGCACCAUCUAAUAUUCCCGAAGGAGUGCCGGAGGAAACAAAAACAUCAAAGUUUUUCAAACAAUUAAACCGAUUUCGGAAAAGUCCAGUUCAAGAUGAGAAAAUACCCGAUGCCAGCCAACCAGAGGUGCCACAAAUUAAAUCGAACCCAAAGAAACCGAUGUUUCAAAAAAUUGAUUUUAAGAAAUUGAAGCCGAAAAUUAAUCUGCACAUACCUCAGAUACCCGACACUGCCUCUAUUCGGAUUCCACACAUUAGCUUGCCCGGUGCACGAAAAACUACCGAAACCCGAACGGUGGAAAGUCGACAGUUUUCUACGGAAUCAAACGCAGAUGAAUCAGAGCAAGAACCGAAACGAUACAGGUUUGAUCUGACCUUUGGAGGGACUUUUCCACGAUUCGCAAAGAAAAAGAAGAGCGCGACUGAUACUGAAGUAAUUUUUGCAACAACACCUAGAGCUAAGAAGAACGAAAAGAAGAAAAUAACCUUUGACAAAAUUCGCAUUCCAAUACAUUCUCAAAGUUCUACGGGCACUGAUGAAACUCUGGAUUUGCGUGACGAAAAUGAAUCUGAAUCUGGACGCAUGGAAGAGGAGAAAGUGCAAGAAAUGUCGACUGACACGGAAAACUUGUUGAACAGAUGGAAGCACGGCAGUUUUCGGGAACGACCACAUGAAGUUGAUACCGAGGAACGAAUCAUUGGGGAACUAGUCGAGCAACGUUUUGGCGUAACUGGACAAGGGUUCAGAUCUGAAAACUUAGACAAUCGACUACGGGAAAAUGACGAAAACCUCAGGUAUGUCGACAAUGAUUCAGACGAUAAUAAAGAGGAAGAAUUCGUAUUGGAAAAUCGACGAAAUAAUCAAUUGGUAACAGACCUUGAUAAUUUGGAGGAAGAGCAGUUAGGCGGAUCCAAAGACGGGUAUUGGAGUGAAGGAAGCGAGAGUUUAGGACAAAAAGGUCUACUAGGAAAACUGGAUAUUGAUUCUGACGAGUUUUUCGUGGUGCACGAAAUCCGCGAAGGAUUUCAAACUCCUGCCAAUGCUUUAGCUCAAAUGAACGAAUACGAUCCAAUCGGAUCAAAUCAAUGCUUGCAGCAAAUGCCUGGAAAGGAACGUCGCAAGCCUCCAAUGAAAAAGCCGAAACGAAACAAAACUCCACAUGUGUCUCGAGAAGAAAUACACGGAGACGAAGAGUCCAUAGAUGAAACCAUUUUACCACCUCGUCCUAAACGACGAAGCGCCAAAGGGAGAAAUAAAGCAGAAAAGGCGGAAGUGGUGCCGUACCAGGAAACUAUACCACUGCAGGGCAGAAGGUUGGACUUCCCGAGAGAAAGUUUGGGCAUUUUAGGGGACGAUGAAGAAGAUAAUGAAGAUUUUAAAAGCAGAUCAUUCGAGGUUCAAGAAAAUCGUGGCAGCAAUAAUAGAACGCCUGACGUGCCAGCACGGAAGCACAAAAGUUUGAGAAGUUUAAAUCAGUCGGAAACGGAAUCACUGUUGGAGACUGAUGGCAGCAUCUUAGAGUAUCACGCAAAUGCGGGGCCGCCAAGGAGACCGAGUAGGAGGAGCGACAGCAUAUUGGCCGAUACAGCAUUCUUGACCGAAACCCAUCAAAAUAACAGUAAUCGGGAAUGUAUUGAAGAGCCUUGCAUUCAGGAUAUACGCGACUACAUGGGUUACGCCAUAGUAGAUAAGUCGAAGCAACGAGAUCCUCCAUUGCCGCCCCCAAGGACUCUGCCACGGCGACCAAAGCGUGAAUUGAGUUCACCACAUAAAUUUGCCACAUUGCCAGGAACUCAAUCGCAAGUACCUCCAGUACGGCCCUUGAGGAACUACAGCACAGUGGGGAAUGCUAGGAGCUCACCGAAGUAUUCCCCGUUUGAAAAUAAGGAAAAUGAGAUUGAUAUAGCCCAGUACAUGGAGAUUGGCAGUGAAGAAGGACCCCGUGAUUUGGUUUCCGGUGAAAUCGUUCAGAAAAUGAAGCGUAGGCCCCUACCGGCUCCACCUAGGCCACCGCGAAAACCAAAGCCCGAUAGACGAUCCCUUUAUGACAUAACUUCUAGGACCAAUAUCCCAGAAGAUACGGUCAGUACCCAGACGGAACCAUUGCCACCGGACUUCGCAUGUGAGGAAAUAUCUGAAGAACCUACAGAUAAAGUACUAUUUCCGAGAAGGUCAGCAGCAACAGAAAAUGCCCCUAUGAGGACCCGAGAUCAAAAACAAAACAUUUAUGAGAACAAGCCAAUAUCAAUAGAUCGUGAUCAGUCCUUAGGAGAGCAAGAAGAUCUCCGAAAAAACGAACAAGCUCAACAGCGUCAAAUGCGCACUUCCGAUAAUUCCCAACUUCAGAAAUUCCAUAUUUACGAUCCACGGUCUAGUUCAACACAACCUGUUAGAAAGGAACUUAUAACACCCACUACGUAUACAUUUGAAGAAACUGUGACCCAUGGAACUUUACUAGUUCAACCUUUAGAUGGGACACGUGCGAUUAUAGAUCAACAAUCUCCUAGAGAACGAGUAGUACCGAUUACCAAAGCAGACUCAGUGGAUGACCCCGAAUCGUCGGAAGUACCUGAUAGUUUCGGUUUAUUAAAAUCUCCUGAAGAUCCGGAAUUCGUAGUGCCAGGUGCCCAGGAACUACAGGUAACGGAUCUCGACGUCGAUCCUGGCACACUUAACCAGUUCUCGAAUUCUGGACAAGUAGAUCCAUCUAAUAGCCAAGUACUAUACAGCUCGUCUAGUGACGCUCCAAAUCCCCAAAGUUUUUCCGAUGUCGAGCAACGAUCGUCAAAUUAUCCCAAAUCUGCGGAGCUAAAGCAUGCCGAAGACCAAUAUGCAAAGACUCCAGAACAUUCUCCCAACCAAUCACAGGAGCUGCUUUUCCACCAAGAACGACUGCCGCUUCCUGUACCCCCGCCAAGAAGCAGUACUUUGGAAAGAACUUUCCGAGACAGUUUGUUGUAUGAAACGAACGAUAAAGAUCUCACAGGUAUAGACGCAGCGGCGGACAUCCAUGCAACCCAGCAACGAGACUUGCAGAUGAUGGAACCGGAAAUCGAUGAUCAGCUUCCACCUCCACGGCCACCUAAUCCACGUUACCUUCCAUCACAACCGCCUGCCUCCUUUUAUGCACUUCGAGCCCAGAAGUAUGUGGAUGAACACAUUCCGGCCACGCCCCCUUCAAGAAAGGUGCGCCAACAUCGCACCCGUCCGUUGUCUAGGUCUCGCUCAACUUCUGAAGAAGAAGUUUCUUCUGCAGCUCAUCGACGUUCCCGCAGGAUGUCCAGACGUGGUAGCGAAGCAUCCAUUCCGGAACUAUCAAGACGUCUCAUUGAGGCGUGCGGUUCUCGCCUCAACAACGCCCUUAAAAGACUGAUUUUCGAUUUGACUCAGAAGUUUUUGAGGAAUUCGGACGGAAAUCAAGACCUGCAUGUUUUUAUGGUUAUUUUGUUAGUUUUAAUCGCCGGUCUGAUUUUGCUUGGCUACGGAGAAGAACGCACAGUGGUUCACCUCCAUCACUGGGAGUAUUUCAAUCCGCCCAAAGACCUAUAAAAUAUUUCCUUUUCUAAUAUCCCUAUUUGUUCCGAAAAUAACUGUCUAUGCAGACUUGACUAACUUUUUGCAUAUUUAUUUCAUAACAAUUGGAUCGUGACUGUUAGGUAAAACUCCAGCAACAAAAAAAAUGAAAAGGGUAUACCGAAACAUCAAGUAAUCAUUUUGGCACAUAUAGAGAAAUGCAAAUGUUUUACAAUUAAUAAUAAUUUUAUUAUAUAAAUUUUAUGAAGUUAAAAAAUAAUAAUAAUUUGUUUUGAUUUAUUUGUCGCUUGUUGUUGUUUUCAAAAAUAACCAUAAGUAAAAAUUUCGAAAUCUGAAAUUUUUGUAGUUGCAUUUACACGUUGACUGAAGACGAAGUAGAUUUGUUGCAGUUGCAAGAUCUAUUAUUCCAUAAAUAUAUUCAACGCUGCAAGGCAUAAAACGCGGAAAGUAACUCUGCGUCCAAUGAAUAAAAGUUGAAUGCAGACUUUGACUUUUGUGCAUUGAUCUGCUCUAGUUCGAAUGAAAUCAUCAGCAUCGAUAACACGAGUGCUAAACGAACUUUUAUCAAAUACGUCUGCUCAUCGUCAAUUUUUAUAGUUUGCGCCACUUUUGGUAUACCCGUGUAAAAAUUAAUAUAACUUUCCGUUCCGACUAUUUAUGUGCGAGCUGUUCAUGUGUUGAUACGUCUCACUGAUUCUAAAAUUAAUUCUGUUCCGUUCAAAAUUUAGUUCAAAGUUGAGUAAUAAUAUUUUAUUUCACCAAUUAUAGGAAAAGUAUUUUCCACACAGCAAGGGAAUUGUUCCUGAUGGCAAGUGAAACCAGUACUUGGUUUUAUUUGUUUUUCACUAAUCUGAAUUAGUUCUUAUUUUUACUUUCAGUACGCGAAAAACUAUACCGUACCGCAAAUUAUGACACUUGCCUUAUACGUUUAGGAAUAUGUGAACGGUUUAAAAAAAUAUUUCUAUAUAUAAAACACUUAUGUCUUCUCGUAUUUUGCCUUGUAAACUAUUAACACUUAUUUUACAGAAUUAGCAUUAUUUGUUAGUUAAAUCACUAAGGAUGUAAUGUAUAAUCAAAACUUUGUUGAUUUGUUACUGUAAUUAUUAAUUAGUUAAAAGUUGUUAUCUAUUUAUAUUACUAAUUUGUUAAUAUUAUGACUUGCGUUAAGAACAUUUGAACGAAUCUUGAGAUUUGCAUGCGUACUAUGAUCAUUUAAAUUUAUUCAAUACAA
This is a messenger RNA of Dendroctonus ponderosae (mountain pine beetle), 5597 nucleotides long. RefSeq lists its product as uncharacterized. Lineage: Eukaryota; Metazoa; Arthropoda; Insecta; Coleoptera; Curculionidae. The record is from RefSeq and is a predicted model, not a curated record. The transcript has 21 exons. Bases 266 to 4381 code for a protein of 1371 amino acids.